AUGUACCGCUCCACCAAGGGCGCGUCCAAGGCUCGCCGAGACCAGAUCAACGCGGAGAUCCGGAACCUGAAGGAGCUGCUGCCGCUGGCCGAGACGGACAAGGUCCGGCUGUCCUACCUCCACAUCAUGAGUCUCGCCUGCAUUUACACUCGCAAAGGCGUCUUCUUCGCCGGAGGCACUCCUUUGGCAGGCCCCACGGGGCUUCUCUCAGCUCAGGAGCUUGAAGACAUCGUGGCUGCGCUGCCUGGCUUCCUGCUUGUGUUCACGGCGGAGGGGAAGCUGCUGUACCUGUCUGAGAGCGUGAGCGAGCACCUGGGUCACUCCAUGGUGGACCUGGUUGCCCAGGGUGACAGUAUCUACGACAUCAUUGACCCAGCUGACCACCUCACCGUGCGCCAGCAAAUCACUCUGCCCUCCGCCCUGGACACUGAUCGCCUCUUCCGCUGUCGUUUCAACACUUCCAAGUCCCUCAGGCGCCAGAGUGCAGGCAACAAGCUGGUGCUUAUUCGAGGCCGAUUCCACGCUCACCCUCCUGGGGCCUACUGGGCAGGAAACCCCGUGUUCACAGCUUUCUGUGCUCCACUGGAACCAAGGCCCCGCCCUGGCCUUGGCCCUGGCCCUGCCUCACUCUUCUUGGCCAUGUUCCAAAGUCGCCAUUCCAAGGACCUGGCUCUGCUGGACAUCUCUGAGAGUGUCCUAAUCUACCUGGGCUUUGAGCGCAGUGAACUUCUCUGUAAAUCAUGGUAUGGACUGCUGCACCCUGAGGACCUGGCCCAUGCUUCUGCUCAACACUACCGACUGUUGGCUGAGAGUGGAGAUAUCCAGGCAGAAAUGGUGGUCAGACUGCAGGCCAAAUCCGGAGGCUGGGCCUGGAUUUACUGCCUGUUGUACUUAGAUGGUCCGGAGGGCCCCAUUACUGCCAACAACUAUCCAAUCAGUGACUCAGAAGCCUGGAGCCUCCGCCAGCAGCUGAACUCUGAAGACACCCCAACCCCCUACGUCCUGGGCACCCCCACCAUUGUGCCCUCAUUCCCUGCAGGCAUCCACUCUCAGGAGCAAUGUUCCAGCCCUAAUCCACUCUUCACGCCACCCCUGGGGGCUCCCGGAAGAGCCACCUUCCCUGGUGCUCCUGAACUGGGUGUUGUCUCAGCAUCCGAAGAACUUCCAAGGCCCCCCAAAGAGCUGGACUUCAGUUACCUGACCUUCCCUGCUGGGCCUGAGGCUUCUCUCCAAGCCGAGCUGAGCAAGGACCUCGUGUGCACCCCACCUUACACACCCCGCCAGCCGGGAGGCUGCGCCUUCCUCUUCAGCCUCCACGAACCCUUCCAGACACAUCUGCCCACCCCAUCCAGCUCUCUCCAAGAACAGCUGACUCCCAGCACAGCCGGUCUCUCAGAGCAGCUGACACCCAGCAGUGCCACCUUCCCAGAUCCGCUCAGCAGCCCACUCCGGGGCCAGUUCACGGAAGCCUCGGCCAGAAGCUACGAAGACCAAUUGACUCCUUGCACCUCCACCUUUCCCGAGCAGCUGCUGCCCGGCACUGCCACUUUCCCAGAGCCCCAGGGUGGUCCGGCCCAGGAGCAGUUGACUCCUCCCAGCACAGCCUUCCCAGCCCACCUGAGCAGCCCCAGCCAAACGUUCCCGGAGCAGCUGAGUCCCAACCCCACCAAGACUUACUUCGCCCAGGAGGGAUGCAGUUUUCUCUAUGAGAAGUUGCCCCCGAGUCCUAGCAGCCCUGGUAAUGGGGACUGCACGCUCCUGGCCCUGGCUCAGCUCCGGGGCCCCCUCUCUGUGGAUGUCCCCCUGGUGCCUGAAGGCCUCCUUACACCAGAGGCCUCUCCUGUGAAGCAGAGUUUCUUCCACUACUCCGAGAAGGAGCAGAGUGAGAUCGACCGUCUCAUCCACCAGAUCAGCCAGUUGGCUCAGGGCAUGGACAGGCCCUUCUCGGCUGAAGCCAACACCGGCGGGCUGGAGCCACUUGGCGGGCUGGAGCCCCUGGACUCCAACCUAUCCCUGCCAGGGGCUGGCCCCCCUAUCCUCAGCCUGGACCUGAAACCUUGGAAAUGCCAGGAGCUGGACUUCCUGGCGGCCCCUGAUGACCUGUUCCUAGAAGAGAUGCCCGUGGAAGACAUCUUCAUGGAUCUCUCCACCUCAGCCCCCAAUGGGGAGUGGGGUUCGGAGAGUCCUGAGGCAGCGGGCCCAGGAGGGGCCCUGUCACCUUGCAACCACCUGUCCCCAGAAGACCACAGCUUCCUGGAGGACCUGGCCACUUACGAAACCGCCUUUGAGACAGGUGUCUCAGCAUUCCCCUACGAUGGGUUUACCGAUGAGUUGCAUCAACUCCAGAGCCAAGUUCAAGACAGCUUCCACGAAGAUGGAAGUGGAGGGGAACCAACGUUUGAAUAAGUCUGUGACUUAAAGUCGUCAGUAUGGCAUAUUGUCAUCAAGACGUGGAGCCGCUCUCCACCCCGCCC
This is a messenger RNA of Echinops telfairi (small Madagascar hedgehog), 2474 nucleotides long. It is a transcript of the gene NPAS4, whose product is annotated as neuronal PAS domain protein 4. Gene Ontology annotation, molecular function: protein dimerization activity; DNA-binding transcription factor activity, RNA polymerase II-specific; RNA polymerase II transcription regulatory region sequence-specific DNA binding. The transcript is spliced from 8 exons. The record is from RefSeq and is a predicted model, not a curated record. Gene Ontology annotation, biological process: regulation of transcription by RNA polymerase II. The coding region runs from base 1 to 2406 and encodes 801 amino acids. NCBI's taxonomy places the organism in Eukaryota, Metazoa, Chordata, Mammalia, Afrosoricida, Tenrecidae.